Molecule: messenger RNA, 1014 nt
Organism: Teleopsis dalmanni
Lineage: Eukaryota; Metazoa; Arthropoda; Insecta; Diptera; Diopsidae
Product: alpha-tocopherol transfer protein-like
Exons: 3
Coding region: 58-987 (309 amino acids)
Cellular component (GO): membrane
Molecular function (GO): phosphatidylinositol bisphosphate binding
Source: RefSeq, a predicted model, not a curated record
UAGACUACUGCAGACCGUUUAAAAUAUUUUUUAACAAAAAUAUAUAGAAGUGUAACGAUGGCCCUACGACAACUACCAGAUUAUUUACAAAAAACUGCAAUCGAAGAAUUAAAUGAAGUACCAGAAAGAAUACCUGCAGAUAUCGAGGCGUUGAAAACAUGGAUACAGCAACAGCCACAUCUAACCGCUCGUACUGAUGAACAAUUUUUGAUUGCUUUCCUUCGAGGAUGUAAAUAUAGUUUAGAAAAGGCCAAGUCAAAAAUAGAUAAAUUUUAUACUCUACGUACACAAGUUCCAGAAAUGUUUGGAGUUAAAUCUUUUGAUAUGAAUAAAAUAAUUGAAGUGCUAAAAUUAGGCGCAAUUUUAUACCUUCCAAUACCGUUAAAUGAUAAUGGACCACGUAUAGGUAUAAUGCGUAUGGGUGCUUAUUCUGCGGAUGAAUACAAUUUUAUUGACAUAUUGCAUGUUGGUCAGAUACUACAAGAAAUAACCCUGCUUGAAGAUGAUUAUGCAAAUGUAAAUGGUAUAGUGCAUAUCAUGGAUUUAGCAAACGUAACAAAGGGCCACUUAUUUCAAAUGACUCCAGGAACAAUGAAGAAAAUGACUGUAUGGACAGAACAAGCGUUACCACUACGACCAAAAGCAAACCACUUUGUUAAUACACCAACAGGAUUUGAUGUUGUUUUUAAUAUGGUUAAACCAAUGUUGUCUCAAAAACAACAGGAUAGGCUUCACGUGCAUGGCAAUAAUAUGGAUUCUCUGCAUGCACAAAUACCAAAAAAAUAUCUACCCAAAGAAUAUGGUGGAGAAAAUGGAUCGUUACAAGACGUUAUUGAUAGUUGGGUAAAGCGUUUCGAAUCAUAUCGAGAUUAUUAUAUCGAAGAGAAAAACUAUGGCACUGAUGAGAAGUUACGACCAGGCAAACCUAUAGAUUUUGAAGGUCUUUUAGGAAUCGAUGGAUCCUUUAGAAAAUUAAAUGUUGACUAAACUAGAGUUAAUAUUAUACUUUAUUUG